Messenger RNA from Enterobius vermicularis (human pinworm), 1740 nucleotides. Lineage: Eukaryota; Metazoa; Nematoda; Chromadorea; Rhabditida; Oxyuridae. The record is from the annotation of a GenBank genome assembly.
AUGGCAGAACCAAUCAGACCACCGUGGCAAACCAGAAGCGAAACGGAUAAGACAAACCCGUCCAACGAUAAGCAACCGAAAACUGACAGCGAAACCACUGAAUCAUCUCCGCAUUUUGGUGAUAAAGCAAAACGUCUUCAAGGGAAAAGAAAACAGUUACCGUCGCCAACACCAAAAAAAUUAGCUCCAGAAAAACGACGCCUUAUGGAAAACGACAUCAAAACUGAAAAAACGCAGUCUAAUCCUCCAACGUUACAGCCAUGGUCUAAAGUAAAUCUGCCAAAAAGCUCAAAAUCUAAGAACGUUUUCUUUGAAGACCUCGAAAAACUUAUGCAUGCACCGGUGAAAGAUUUUCAAGAAGUGGAGGAAGUAGUCAAUGCAUUUCGAGGUAUGCUGCAGCAACAUAUAAAAGAACCCGACAACUUAAAGCAUCUAAGGCGCUCAUCCGACUCAGCUGAUGGUAAAAAUUCAAAAAAUAAAGAGCAUCAACAGCUGCCUACUCCUUCAGUACGAAAAGUUCCAACUGCGUUAAAAGAUUUAAUAUUAGCAAGCGGUGACGAUAAAGCGAAAGAUAACAGCAACAGUAACGAUCGACCGGACAACGAAGAACAGGGAAUGACGAAAACACCAGCAUCCACUAAUAGUUUAUCUAAAGAGACGAAACAAACUGCCAGCAAAAAUGUCAGUUUUAAAAGUGAAGAUAAAAGUCUGGAAAACGAACGUGACAAUGGAAGUUCCGGUGGCGAAAAUUCUAGCCAGAAUGAUGACACAAUAGAAAAGGCAAAGAUCAUGAUGCCGAUACUUGAAACUCUUUGCGCGGACAAAAGCGAUUCUAUAUUGUCACCAAAUGAACCAGUAGAAAACGCAAGAAACGAAAUUCGGGAGACAAACUUUGUUGUCCCAAAACCUGUAGAUAGCAAUUUUGAAGCAGACAAAGAAGAAAGAAAAAAAGUAAUAGAUAUAGCGCUUAAAAAGAUCGAUGAAUCUAUGAAGGUGCAAGAAAACACGCCGAUAAUACCUUUAACAUCUGCUAGCUCUAUGGAAUCGUCUCAAUCUGCCCAAACAACUUCGUCAGGUCCAAACGAAACACCAUCAUUAGCAGAAGACAUGAAACAAAAAAUAGCUCCAAAAACUUCAACUUGUAUUGUUUCACCAAUACGACUAGAAGAUAUUACUCCAUCACCACCUGCACAACCGACAAUUUCGACGCAACAAGAGGACGUUAUAAUUGAAGCCGAAUACCUCAGCGGUUAUCAGUCGUCGUCAACAAAUGCCUACUCGUCACAACUAAGAAAUCCAAACAUACCAAGUUUGCAAAAAUCUGCAACCGCCACCCUCCAACAGAACCACCAACUGAAACCUUUGUUUGUUCCUUUUAUCAACACUGCAAUAGCAGAAGUCGCUCCAGAUGCGAUGCAAAAUGCAAAAGUGAUUCAACCAGGCUACAGUCACACUUUAGCCUGGAAACAGGCAGCUAUGGAUGCACAACGAUGGCCUGAACCUGCCGCAGCAUUUCUGGCUCCCAAAGGUCCACCGAACAUACUGUGUUCGCCAGAACAGAUACGUCCUUUGCACAUUCCACCCGUUGCCAUUCCAGCUAUGCAACAGGUACCCCGCAUCAGUCCACCAAUGACAAGGAUAUUGUUACAAAGCAGUCCAAAAGGACCACCUUACUCCGAGCUAAUCUAUCCCUCGCGUCCUUUUCCUCCAAUGGUACGUUUUAAUACUCAAUUUCAAUGA